Molecule: messenger RNA, 2949 nt
Organism: Helianthus annuus (common sunflower)
Lineage: Eukaryota; Viridiplantae; Streptophyta; Magnoliopsida; Asterales; Asteraceae
Product: glutamic acid-rich protein-like
Exons: 4
Coding region: 1-2949 (982 amino acids)
Source: RefSeq, a predicted model, not a curated record
AUGUCGAAGGUGAUAUUUGAGUACUUGAAAGAAAACAUAAGAGCUGAAACCAAUGCUAAGGGAAUGAUAUGCAGAAUUAGCAAACCAGCUUAUGUAGCUCCAGAGAAUGAUAAGCGGAGACAUGAGAACAGUGAUUCUGAUAAUGAAGAUGAAAAGAUGAGUCAGAUGAUUGAGAAGAAAACCAGAUGGUGGUUUGUGAGAGACGGAAAGAGGAAAAGAACGCCGGAGACAUCCCCUGUAGUUCCUAUGGAGCCAACACUGAAGAUUGUAGUAAAGGGGCCUUCGAAAGAACCACAACAAAGAUUGGUGGAUGAACAAGUGUUAGAUCCAUCAAGCAUUCCACAAGAAGGAAUUGAUCUGGCAAAGGUGACGUUUGAACAAUUCGUACAACUCAAUGAAGCUGCAGUUGCUACUCAGAAAGAUCAAAGUUCAAGUGUUCAAGCUGAAAGUGUCAAAGCUACAGAACCGGAAGGUGUGGUUCAAGAUGAUUCAAGUGAAGCUGAUUCUGAGUCCACUGAGACAGAGUCAGAGCUGGAUCCAACAACACUUGGGAGAGGUAAAGCUAAGUUGAAGAAAAAGGCAACCAAGAAGCAAAAAGGAUCUGAUGAAAAAGAUUCCACUUAUACACCAUCAGUUGAUGAACCAAAGAAGCAAAGAGCAAAGCGUAAGGCUGUUCAAACUAGAGUGAUUCCUAGGAGUGUACGCGCAAAGAAAACAGGUGCUACACUGCCUAAAGAUAAAGAUGGAAAGAAGGAAAAACAUGCUCCAGAAGUUCAAACACAAAGUGUUAAAGUGCCUGAGGUUGAAGUUCAAAAGAAAACAGGUGGUGAUGAUUAUGUUGAAAUCACAGGGUUCAAGGCAGCUACACCUCCACCACCACCUCCACCAAAAGAACAACCAAUUCCUGAAGAUCCUGAAUCCUCAAGACCAAAGAAUACACUUCAUGAUGAUUUGUUUGGAGAACUUCCUCAUGCAACUGGAGUAUAUAGAGAUGAUAUUCCAGAUGAAGAUUAUGACAUGUUCAACAAUGAAGCUGUGAAAGAAUUGACGAAGAAAGUUGGUGAACUUGAAAAGGAGAAAGCUAAAGGUGAAGCUAAGCGUGACGCUUUAAAGAAGCAAAUUGAGGAGCUGAUGAAGGUAAAUGAAGAAAUUAAGAUGGUCAUGAUAGAUCAAGAUGAAAAGUUAAAGAAGAUGGAAGAUAAUGUUGAAGAUAACUCAAAGCUCUUUGAUAUCAUGCAACAAGAAAUUUCUGAUAUGAAUAAAAAGCUGGUAAAGAUGAACGAUAUCAACCAGACAUUGAAUCAGAUGAUAAGUGAUCUUCAUGAAGCUUCAGCAAAUGAACUCAAGACGAUGAAGUUGGAGACGGAAGCGAUGAAGGCAGACAAAGUGAUGAAAGAUAAUCAGCUCAACAUGCUAUAUGUUGUCAUGGAAAGUCAUCUAAACAUUGAUGUUCAUGCUGCCUUCAAUGAGAUUGAAGUGAAAAGAGCUGAAGAUCACAGAGUUGAACGAGAAAGGCGACUGGCUGAAGAAGCAACACAAAAGAAGAAAAGUGUUAUUGAAGAAACUCAAGAAGCUAGAGGUUCUUCAAGCCAAGUUGACGUUGAAAUGGUUGAUGCUGAAGCAGAUCCUAAAGGAUUCGUGCUUGUUGGUAAAGCUACUACUCUCUCUUAUGAUUUAAAUGAUGUUAUUCGCCGAGUACUUGUUAUUCAAAAGAAAAAGAAGGCAAAAGAAGUGUUGAUGUUAAAAUGGAAAGAUGAGGAAGAAGUAGAGGAAGAGACACAGAAGUUUAUUCUUAUUGGUAAACCAUCUUCAGUACCUUAUAGCCUUAAAGAGAUUGUUCGCAGAGUUAAAAUUGAUGAAAGUCAAAGAGAGGUUAGGAAGGCUCGAGGAGAGAUUGUUGAAAGUGAUUCUGAUAUGGAAAUCUUAGGUGAUGAGGAUGAAGAUGAAGAUGAAAAUGAUAAGUCUGAUAAGAAAGAUGAUAAAGAUGAUAAGGAUAAUGAUGAUGAUGAUCAGGAUUUUCUGAAUGAUGAAAUCAAUGAACAAGACGAUGAUCAACAUCAAGAAGUUUCUACAACAGGAAAGCAGCAUGUCGACCAGGUAUUCCUCACACAACCUACUGUCAUUUAUUUGAAUGCUCAAAAUGAGUGGGAGCUAGAGGUACCAAGGUCAAGGGCGGAGAUGCUAGAAGAGUUGGGGUUAGAUGAUGGGAAGUUUAAUUUUGACAUUGAAGAUGAGAUACCUCAAUCACCUGAAAGGGAGUUUGAGUUUAGGUAUGCUCAGGAAGCUGAUAAUUACAACGAUGUGAUUGUUGAAGAAGCUUCAGAUUCCUCUAAUGAAGAAACUGAUUUUCAUUAUUCUGGAGUUGAUGAGACAUUUCCUUCUCUGGCGGAAAUGUUCAAAGAUCAUAAUGAAGAUGAAAUCAGGAGAAAGAUAGUUGAAAAGAUAACCACUGAAGGUGUUCCAAAGACCAUACCCAGAGAGAAUCUUGCUAAAGAGAGGAGGAAAUGGUUCAAAGUGAUGCCGAAGGAGAGGAAGUCUCUUAGGGCACUUCAGUAUUUCACUCAUAAUAAAGAUAUUUCAUGGGGUGAUAUUUUAUCCUGGGGUUAUUUAGAGGAUCUGCAGGUGUAUGCCAUUCGACGGGAACAGGGCGUGCAGUAUUUUGAGUUUCUGUCAGACAUAAAGGCCCUCCCGUGGUGGGAUGUUGAUGAGCUUGUCCAAACAAAGAACAUAAAGCAGUUUUAUCAUGGAUUGGAUGUGAAGCAACAUGAUCAACAUUUAUGGGAUUAUGUGAAGCAGCGGGCUAAGGCUGGAUAUCGUGAUUUGAAGCCCCACCGCCCAAAGCAAAUUGUCACAAUGUUGAAGAACGGAGAGAAAGAUAUAACUUUGGAUAUCAAGCCUCCACGGUGUCUAAAGAACAUGCCACUUCGUGCUAUGGAACAAGAUUUCUAA